This is a messenger RNA of Jatropha curcas, 1660 nucleotides long. It is a transcript of the gene RECA1, whose product is annotated as recA DNA recombination family protein. Gene Ontology annotation, molecular function: ATP-dependent DNA damage sensor activity; ATP binding; single-stranded DNA binding. The record is from RefSeq and is a predicted model, not a curated record. NCBI's taxonomy places the organism in Eukaryota, Viridiplantae, Streptophyta, Magnoliopsida, Malpighiales, Euphorbiaceae. Gene Ontology annotation, biological process: DNA repair.
UUUCCCUAGAAAAAUUUAAGGGCGAAAAGAAAAUGCACGUUCAGCUCAAGAAGUUGAAACAAUAAAAGCAAGGAAGAAAACCCGCGCCUCACUGAGCCGGUGCUGUUGCAAUUGCUUGUUUUUCAAUUUUUUUUAACUUUUUAAUCCUUCUUCUUCUUCUUCUUCCUUGCCUGUAAGUACUAACUGUAAACACUUGAAUGGAUUCAAUAGUGUUCCCUCUAAAAGUAAACUCUUUUCUCCUAUUUUCCUCUCCUAUGCGCCAUCGUUUCAGUUUCAAAGCCUCUCAAGUUGCCGCUGUUAGAAAACAAUCUCACAAAAUUCGCUGCGAAUUCGAACCCAAACUCAAUAAUGGCUCUCUCUUUCCUGAUUCCGACUCUCGUUUCCUCGACCGGCAAAAAGCAUUGGAAGCAGCAAUGAAUGACAUAAAUAACUCAUUUGGAAAAGGAAGUGUUACAAGAUUGGGAAGUGCUGGUGGAGCACUGGUUGAGACUUUUCCCAGUGGCUGUUUGACACUAGAUUUUGCUUUAGGUGGUGGCCUUCCGAAAGGAAGAAUUGUUGAGAUAUUUGGACAAGAAAGUAGUGGCAAGACCACUCUGGCACUCCAUGCAAUUGCAGAAGUUCAGAAGCUUGGUGGCAAUGCAAUGCUUGUUGAUGCAGAGCAUGCUUUUGAUCCAGCUUAUUCGAAAGCAUUAGGAGUGGACGUAGAAAAUUUGAUUGUCUGCCAACCUGAUAAUGGUGAAAUGGCGCUAGAAAUUGCAGAUCGUAUGUGCAGGUCCGGUGCUGUAGAUCUUAUCUGUGUUGAUUCUGUAUCAGCUCUUACUCCGCGGGCAGAGAUUGAAGGUGAGAUUGGGAUGCAGCAAAUGGGUUUGCAAGCACGUCUUAUGAGCCAAGCACUGCGUAAAAUGUCAGGAAAUGCUUCAAAAGCUGGUUGUACUCUCAUUUUCCUUAAUCAAAUAAGAUAUAAGAUUGGUGUAUAUUAUGGGAAUCCAGAAGUGACAAGUGGAGGAAUUGCUCUAAAAUUCUUUGCCUCAGUUCGUCUUGAAAUACGUUCUACUGGGAAGAUAAAGUCUGUCAAAGGAGAUGAAGAUGUAGGGCUUCGAGUUCGUGUAAGAGUGCAGAAAAGUAAGGUUUCAAGGCCAUACAAGCAAGCCGAGUUUGAAAUUAUAUUUGGGGAGGGAGUGAGUCAGCUGGGUUGUGUUCUGGAUUGUGCUGAAAUGAUGGACGUUGUGGUAAAGAAGGGUUCUUGGUAUAGCUAUGGGGACCAAAGAUUGGGACAAGGAAGAGACAGAGCAUUACAGUACUUGAGAGACAAUCCCCAUCUUCAUGAAGAAAUAGAAAAGAUAGUCCGGUCUAUGAUGGCAGAUGGAACAGUAAAUACCAGCUCUUUUUAUUCAAGGAACUCACCAUUGCCUCGUCAAGAUGAAAAUGCUUACGAGGAGAUCUAAUUUUGGCCUAAGAGUUCACAGGCAGGUACAGUUGACAUGUUUUCCUUCACGGUCAAGUACUAUGCACAAGCAGUUUUGAUGUAUCUUGGUCCACCCAAUUCCAAGGGUUAUAUUUAUGGAUUUUUUUUUUUUUUUUUUAAAUUCCUAGAGGUUAAUAUUGUUACUCGUAAGAAUGGCACCAGAGUAAAAAGAAAGGAAAAAACUCUAUUCUUGCA